Messenger RNA from Talpa occidentalis (Iberian mole), 1456 nucleotides. It is a transcript of the gene ATP1B3, whose product is annotated as ATPase Na+/K+ transporting subunit beta 3. The transcript is spliced from 7 exons. The record is from RefSeq and is a predicted model, not a curated record. Gene Ontology annotation, molecular function: ATPase activator activity. Gene Ontology annotation, biological process: intracellular potassium ion homeostasis; sodium ion export across plasma membrane; intracellular sodium ion homeostasis. Gene Ontology annotation, cellular component: sodium:potassium-exchanging ATPase complex. NCBI's taxonomy places the organism in Eukaryota, Metazoa, Chordata, Mammalia, Eulipotyphla, Talpidae. Bases 59 to 898 code for a protein of 279 amino acids.
GCGCUCCGCGCCGCCUCCACCCCCGCGGCCGCCGCUCCGCCGGCCGUCGACGCCCACCAUGACGAAGAAAGAGAAGAAGUCCUUCAGCCAGAGCCUGGCCGAGUGGAAGCUCUUCAUCUACAACCCGACCACCCGCGAGUUCCUGGGGCGCACCGCCAAGAGCUGGGGUUUGAUCUUGCUCUUUUACCUAGUCUUUUAUGUGUUCCUGGCUGCACUCUUCACAUUCACGAUGUGGGCUAUGCUUCAGACUCUGAAUGAUGAGGUUCCAAAAUACCGAGAUCAGAUUCCUAGUCCAGGACUUAUGGUUUUUCCAAAACCAGCGACUGCGUUGGAGUAUUCAUUUAGUGUCGGUGAUUCAAACACCUAUAAAAAGUAUGUUGAAGACCUUAAGAAGUUUCUAAAGCCAUAUAGUGUCGAAGACCAGAAAAACCUCACAGACUGUCCUAAUGGAGCACUUUUUGAACAGAAGAGCUUACCUUAUGUUGCAUGUCAGUUUCCGCUUCAAUUACUUGAUCUAUGCAGUGGUGAAAAUGAUCCUCAGUUUGGAUAUGCCGGGGGAAAACCGUGUAUUCUUGUGAAAAUGAACAGAAUAAUUGGGUUAAGGCCUCACGGAGAUCCAAAGAUACAGUGUACUGCAAAGGAUAACAUGACAUCAAAAGUAGUAACGUAUCCUCCAUCUGGAUAUAUUGACUUAAAAUAUUUUCCAUAUUAUGGGAAAAAACUGCAUGUGAAUUAUCUACAGCCCUUAGUCGCUGUCCAGGUCCAAUUUAAUAAUAGUGCUCCACAACGCGAAGCAACAGUCGAAUGCAAGAUUACAGGAACAACCAACCUACUAAAUGAGGAUGACCGUGACAAGUUUUUAGGACGAGUUGCAUUCAAAGUCACAGUGCGUCCAUAGUAAGAGUUAGGAUAUCUCCACGAGGAAAUAUGUUGCCUGUCUUCGUUUUAUAUCAGCUGGACCUGCCAUUCUAGAACUAGGAUACCACCUUGGAGCAAGGUGGGGUGAAACCUGACUGGGGUGACAUCAUGUUUUCUUCAGAUCAUAGUGUUCAGUGUCCUCCGAAGUAACUGCCUGUUGCCUCUGCUGCCUUUGAACCAGUGUACAGUCGCCAGACAGGGACCAUGAACACUUGAUUCUGAAUAUGUAGAGUGUGGGUCUUUCAUAUUUUCACGUGGUUUAAUUGCCAACUGUCUAAAGCUUAAUGUGUGCUGUGCUAUGUAAAUAUUUUAUAGAAUUAACACUGGUUAACUGUCAUAUUUUGAUGCCAGCCAAGUUUUAGGGAUGAAAUGGUACCUGAAAAAUAUCUUGACUCAUUGUAAAGUAAAAAAUGGGCGUUAUAUGGAAACGACAAUAAAACAAAUUUGAAACAUUGUUGUCAAUUUUUGAAUUUUUUACAUGCUAGAUUAGUCUGGGUCACUUUCAUUAAGAGCAGGAACUUUUUGUUAAAUAUGUUUU